Messenger RNA from Plasmodium inui San Antonio 1, 1230 nucleotides. RefSeq lists its product as hypothetical. The record is from RefSeq and is a predicted model, not a curated record. The transcript has a single exon. Lineage: Eukaryota; Apicomplexa; Aconoidasida; Haemosporida; Plasmodiidae. Bases 1 to 1230 code for a protein of 409 amino acids.
AUGACGGACUUCCAGAUGGCCUCCGGCUCCCUGGAGGAAAUCAAGAGCAUAUGCAGUGAGCUGCUGAACGCAACGGAGGAAGACGUCUUCAACAAGCUGAGUCUGUAUCACGAGUUGGAGAAAAAGUUAAACAAACUACAGCCAAUAAUAACGCGCAUACGUAUUCGUAGGAAUGAGAAGGAUGAAUCGAAAAGGAUCUAUGGGGAAAAGAUGAUGAAAAAUGUGGAUACCCUCCUAGAGAGGUAUGAUAUGGUUUACAACAUAUACGAGGAGGAACUAGCCAUCUUUAAAGAGAACUACGAAAUCGAAAAAGAAAAAAUAGUUGCAAAUAAGCUGCUACAGGAGCAGCAACGGAAGGAGCAUGAAGCGCAGCUAGUGAACAGAGGGAGGGAAGGAACCAAAAUGGAACACUUAACGAUUCAGAGGAUAAAUGAAGAAAAAAUGAGGACUCUACAGAACACAGAAGAGGACCAUGCGCAGAGGAUGAAGCGGGUGGAAACUAUAAAGGCGAUCAUUCAGGAGAAGUGUAACUUCCUCUGUGACGAGAUUGCUGCGGCGUGCGACCGUGGCGCGGCCGUGGAGUACGUACAUGCGCAGUUGGGCAACAGCGGCAACGCUGCGAACAGGGACAACAACGGCAACGACGCCGACAAGGCCCACACCGCCGACAACGACAACAGCGGGAACACUGCCAAUAGGGACAACACCGCCAGCCAGGCCAACAGCGGGGUCCACCUCGUGGACUGCCUCUACCUAAUGUAUAAGCAAAACGAAUUCAAGCCAUUCAGGGAGGCACUCCAGAAUAUCAUAGAAUACCUAACCCAUUUGGUGAAAAACAUCGACAACGAAGAAAUGAAACUCAUCAAUCUGAUGAAUCAGCAGUUCCAAAAAAAUAUUCUUUCCAAGAGGGGUACUCUUCUCCUAUUUGUUUUAAUUGGGUAUGUCGUGAGAAAGCCGAGGGACGUGCUGCAUGUGCUGAAGAAGCUGAACAGGCCACUGGACGAGAAAAACAUUUACCUCUAUUUGGAAGAGCCAGACAUUGCUGCUCACUAUGAGGGGUGGAAGUGCUGGUACGAUGAUCUGCAGACUGCGCUCGAUGUGCUGUGCUCCUUCUUCCGCUGCGUGAACAAGUAUUCAGACGUCCCUACGGACGAGCAGGUGCGGUCGGAUUUUUUGUACCUCCGGGGGAAGUUUGGCGAGGAGGGAAGUGCGACGAGGGGAGAAGUGUAA